Sciurus carolinensis (gray squirrel) is the source of this 639-nucleotide messenger RNA. RefSeq names its product sex determining region Y (gene Sry). Gene Ontology annotation, molecular function: RNA polymerase II cis-regulatory region sequence-specific DNA binding; DNA-binding transcription factor activity, RNA polymerase II-specific. NCBI's taxonomy places the organism in Eukaryota, Metazoa, Chordata, Mammalia, Rodentia, Sciuridae. Gene Ontology annotation, biological process: positive regulation of transcription by RNA polymerase II; male sex determination; cell differentiation. The record is from RefSeq and is a predicted model, not a curated record. Bases 1 to 639 code for a protein of 212 amino acids. The transcript has a single exon.
AUGCAAUCAUAUGCUUCCGCUAUGUUCAUAGUACCGAACCCCAGUGAUUACAGUCCAGCCCAACAGCCACAGGAUGGCCUGGACUUCGGAAAAAACUCCUCCUUCCUUUGGAUCGAACAACCUAGCCUAAAUUAUCAGUAUGAAAGGAGAGGCAAUGGUAAAGAGACGCAGGACCGGGUCAAGCGACCCUUGAAUGCUUUCAUGGUGUGGUCUCGCGACCAGCGGCGCAAGAUGGCUCUAGAGAACCCCAGCAUGCUAAACUCAGAAAUCAGCAAGCGACUGGGAUACCGAUGGAAAAUGCUUACAGACGCCGAAAAAUGGCCAUUCUUCCAGGAGGCCCAGAGACUACAGGCCAUGCACAGAGAGAAAUACCCCAAUUACAAGUACCGGCCUCGCAGGAAGGUUAAGAUGCAAAGGAGGAUUGUCAGUUCGCUGCCCGAAGAGCUCCCUUUUAAAAUUGUGCAGUCAGAGGUACGUGGACGAGAGGCUGCACACCUUCCGGUAUCCGGAACGCGGUUAGGAAACCCCACAUUCACGAAAGCAGAACCAGCGAACCCAUUCAAAGCCCACUCAGUAAGCCGGCAGCCGCUACGGCUGCUAGAACCAGAGCAUCGCAGCACUUCCAAAAACCCGGAGUGA